Orcinus orca (killer whale) is the source of this 3693-nucleotide messenger RNA. It is a transcript of the gene PKD1L3, whose product is annotated as polycystin 1 like 3, transient receptor potential channel interacting. Bases 958 to 1239 code for a protein of 93 amino acids. The transcript is spliced from 4 exons. The record is from RefSeq and is a predicted model, not a curated record. NCBI's taxonomy places the organism in Eukaryota, Metazoa, Chordata, Mammalia, Artiodactyla, Delphinidae.
UAUACUUCAUAUGUUCAGUUUUUCUGUUUAUUCAUUAUUCAGUUGUAUGUUUCUAGCAAUUUAUCCAUUUUUUCUAGGUUAUCCAGUUUGUUGGCGUGUAAUUAUUCCUAGUAGUCUCUUAUGAUCCUUUGUAUUUUUGUGGUAUCAGUUAUAAUGUCUCCUCUUUCGUUUAUGUAAUUUUAUUUAUUAGAAUCCUUUUUCUUUUCUUGGUUAGUCUAGCUAAAGGCUUGUCACUUUUGUUCAAAAAAAGCUAACUUUUUUUUCUGUUGUCUUUCUAGUCGCUGUUUCUGCUCUAAUCUUUAUUACUUCAUUUCUUCUUGUAACUUUAGGCUCAGUUAUUAGUUCCUUGAGCAGCAAAGCUAGGUUUUUUAUUUGAGAUUUUUAUUAAUGUAAGCAUUUAUUGCUAUAAACUUCCCUCUUAGAAUUGCUUUUGCUGCAUCUAGCGUCUGUCUUUUCCUAAGUGCUGUCGUCUUGGAAUCACAUUGCUUCCCUUAGAAAAGGUCACUAAAUGGAAAACCAUCAGUUCAAGUUGGCAAUGAGUUUUGGAGAAGACAGUGGAGCUGGUUUUAGUUGUGUAGGCCCAUAGUUAACUAGCAGUAUGAUAAACUCAAGACAUUUGUUUCAUCUCUAAAAUGGGGAUAAUAUUUAGUUCACAGGAUGAACUAUAUGGAAGUCAAAUUUAUAUGAAAACACUGUAAUUACAGAAGAAUUCUAUGUAGUUUUUAGGCAUAGCAAUUUGAAUGGCCACUAAGGAACUUCCUUAAUUUCUAUUCCAUUGUUUCUACCUUGACCUCACCAUUAUCAAGCACCUCAGGACCCAAAGAAGUGCAGUCCCCUCUACUGCUCUCCACCCCCAUCUGACAGUUCUCUCUUUUCCAGUUUAACCUGCUGUUUGGAUGGAGCAUCUCUGACUACCGAACUUGUCUCAGUUCAGCAGUGACUGUUGUUGGUCUCCUGAUGGGAAUCUCUCAUCACAAGGAGGUUAUUGCUUUAAACCCAGUCCUGGGCUCCUUUCUUAUUCUCCUAACCAGUGUCGUUUUGAUGGUAUUUGUGAUCAUUAACCUUUUUGUUUCUGCCAUUUUAAUGACCUUUGGUAAAGAAAGAAAGUCCUUUAAGACUCAGAAAGAAGCUGCACUGAUGGAUAUGCUGCUACUGAAGCUCUCAAGUUUGUUAGGAAUACAGCAACACCAGAACACAUGCACAGUGGAAAUGGAAGCAGCAGGAACAUACCGAACUUGAGGAUGACUGAAAACUGCAAGGUGAAAAAGAAUAAUGAUACCACUACCAGAAACAGAAACUUGGGAGAUUCUUUGGAGCCACGAAAGAUCUUUUCUUUUUGGAAGUGGGAAAUCCUGAGUUCUAUUUCCACCAUACUGCAUUUGGGGAGAGAACGUGGCAUGUAGGUAGAAUGCCACAAGCAUAAAAACAAUCUGAGGGAGGAACAGAGAUGAGAAAACAGCAAAGGGUUCAGUACUGAGAAACUCUCAAGAGGGUUUCUGACUCACCAAUGAUCUGUGCAGAAGAGACAUUCUUAUCAGCAUUAAUGUCAUCAACCUGAAACACAAAGAUCAUGACCAAAGGAGAAAGCAAUGGCAUCACUGGUGAAAGUAAUGGUAUAAGCCCAUGUGUGUUGCAAAAGCUAAGCUGCUCAGCAAAAGCAACAGAAACUGCUCCAAAGAAACUGCCCCUCCGCCCCCUAUACUCCUUUCCUGAUCUUCUUCCAACCAGACAGAUACCAUGUUGAACUCAUAACUGCCAAGCAGAGGAAAAGAAAAUUCUUACCACACCAUAACAUCUCUCUUUAAUCUGUUACCUUCACCUUCCAGGCAGAGAGAAAGCAUUCUAAACCACCGCAUUCAUCUCCAAGAACCAAGUCCUCAAAUACUAACGAAGAUCUUCUACCUCGUUCCUAGAAACAGCUGUGGGCAAUGCUUCAAUGCGUGCAAAACCAAAACAUAAAAAUUCAGGCCCAAUGUAAAAACCAAAGGAAAGAACACUAAGCAAGCUCAGGAAUAGGGCGAUCUCCCUAGAUGAGCAAACAAGGCUGGCAGAAAAGUCAUCUAAUUCUCAACCAAAACUGUUACAACCACCUACAGUUCAAGGCAUCAUUACCAUAUUAGCAAUAACAGCAAGCUCUAACCAUAAAACUAAAAUAUAAAAUUAAUGCUAUAGGCUGAAAUUUACUAGACACGUAUCUGUUUAAGACAAAAAUCUGGUUCUUAUUCCUUUACACAGUGUUGAGAAUUUAUAAAACUGGUAUUUCAAUUAUUAUAUUCUAGUACCAAGACUGUACCAGCUCAAUAUGAUUCUCUGCCUAGUCUAAAAAAAAGUCUGAUCAAGUGCCCUACCCCAACUUUCCAGGAUCUGCAGCUCCUUCCUGAUUCCUGGCUUAACUGCAGACAAAGCAUUGCCACCAACGAUGCUGCCGCUGCCACCACCACCACCACCACCACUCCCCAUUUCCAGGGUAAUAUUAAAGCAACACAAGAAUCCAAAGCAUAGAGCAAUGCCAGUACUAGUUGAUCAAAACUUUGCCUUCCCUGUGGCCAUUAUUUUGCUCUCUCUUCAUGGAUUCACUCUCCUGCUGCUUAUAAAAGAGGCUCAGGCACUUACAGAUUCAUAUGAUGGGGGAGUUGCUGGUAUCUGAGGUGGAUGAAUAUUGGGAAAGGUCUGAUAAGUUCCCAUUGGCAAUCCAUUGAAAUCCGACUGCAAGAGGAGAAAGGCAACAUCAGAGACAUUGCCCCGAUCUGCAAUUUCUGAAGUGUGUAAAUAGGAAAGGAGAAAUAAAUAUGUGUGUGUAUACAACUAUUUUCUCAAUGUGUAUAUAUUCACAUUGAAUACAUAUAUAUAUAUUCAAGAUAUAUAUUUAAUACAUGUAUUCAAGAGCCCCAAAAGAAAAAGUGCCUAAAAGGACCACAUGUGAUUAGGAAGAAUCCAGAUUUUUAAAGAUCUGUACCCAAAGGCUAUUCUUCAAAUUACUAAAUUGCCUCAAUGUCUACAAGGGAAGCUUCUUAUCAGACUUUCUUUUUUGGGGGAGAGGAGACGACCGCACUGCACAACAUGUGGGAUCUUAGUCCCCUGACCAGGGAUCGAACUCACGCCCCAUGCAGUGGAAGCAUGGAGUCUUAACCACUGGACUGCCAGGGAAGUCCCCAGACUUUCUUACUACCAAUGACUUUCAUCUUCUUAUCUACAAAGGAGGUAGACCUGGUAAUAAGUAUUGGUUAUUCAUUUUUGGAAAAUGCUACUAGUAUACCUACAAGUCCCAAAGGUUCAAGAAACCUACAUGAAAAGGAGUUUUUCUAGUACCAUCUCUCUAGAUUUUCCCACUGCAUUACCUACAGAUGAACCGAAAGACUUUCUCCAAAUCCCAAUGCUGUUUUUUCCACAGUAUGAUCAAUAAACUAAUACCAAAUAUUCUUACUGCUAAAUCCUCUUGAUAACCUACAAUUCCUGAGUGUAUUCACAGAGCCAACUUGUCAUCUUCUGUAACAGUUUCUAGACUUUAUAUCCAUAUUUAUUUGUAUGUGUACUUACUGGUCCCUUUGGAAGAGGGUAUGAGAAAGGAGUGUUUGGAGAUGGCAUAGGCAUGGGCAUGGGCAUUGGCACUGUUCCAUCAAGUCCACCAGCUGGUGCUGUGAAUCCACCCCCACCUCCUCUUCCAGGGCCCCCUUUCUUCACAUCAUCUGUGAA